This is a messenger RNA of Suillus discolor, 819 nucleotides long. RefSeq lists its product as uncharacterized. Gene Ontology annotation, molecular function: zinc ion binding; nucleic acid binding. Lineage: Eukaryota; Fungi; Basidiomycota; Agaricomycetes; Boletales; Suillaceae. The transcript has a single exon. The record is from RefSeq and is a predicted model, not a curated record. The coding region runs from base 1 to 819 and encodes 272 amino acids.
AUGACGACCUCUAUUGAAGAAGAAACUAUCUGCAUUGCACUUAAGGACUCCGACUACGGACGAAUCCUAAAGACGAUUGAGAACAACGCGUUCAGUGAAACCGCUAUUCUCACCCCCAUGUACUCCCAAGUGAUCGACAACAUCCUUGGUGAGCAAGACGCCAGACUCGGUGCAGGGACAUCCCUUGCUGUCUGCAUUAUCCGUACCACAAAGCUACUGGAAGACGUAGCCAAUCGUGAUGACCUCGAUGAAGGCACGAAGAAACUUGCCGUGCUUCAUUUACAGAAAAGGAUUCACGUACUCGCGCUUCACCUCCUUCCGCUCGACUUCCCAGACAUCGCGAACCAAGCUGUCAGAACAGUCGAGGCAAGGCCUCAUGUUGAAGAAAGAUCCAGACCGGUGCGCCCGCUGAGACGAAAGGCGGCCACCAUAGAUCGUACCCGUACCACGCUCUGCAAGCGUUGCGGAGGAUACGGACACUCGUUUAGAAAGUGUCCAGAUUACGUUUGUUGCAUCUGCGAUGAACUUGGACCCGACCAUCUGUCGGUCCACUGCCCUCGACUCAACGGACGCAUUGUACUCCAAGAGUUUAGAGAUGAAGAGAAGUUUUACGAAGCUCUCUUAGAUUGGGAGCACAACCAUAAAGCGCUCGUGGACCUCACGCUCAGAUACCCAGCACCGCCUUCGCCCGAACCAGAAACUCCCUCUGCACCAGCCGUCUCCACGCCUCCGAUACCUCCGGCGAUGGAAGCUGACGAAGAACACAGGAUACUCAAAGUCGGUGACUUUGACGCUAGUAGAGGGGUAAUGUUACAGUAA